Messenger RNA from Oldenlandia corymbosa var. corymbosa, 3288 nucleotides. Lineage: Eukaryota; Viridiplantae; Streptophyta; Magnoliopsida; Gentianales; Rubiaceae. The record is from the annotation of a GenBank genome assembly.
AUGGCUGCACAGGGUUACGCUCCCGCCGUGCUGAUAAGAGGAGAUGGGAGCUUCAACGAAAAUAUCGAAAGACAUCUGAAUUUGGACUACGAGAAUGAUCGCAUCGGUGUCGUGUCCGUCAUUGGUGUUCAAAGUUCAGGAAAGAGUACACUUAUGAAUAGAUGCUUUUCUACAAACUUCCAGGAGAUGGAUGGUAGCCAGGGACCUCAGCAAACAACGAGAGGAAUUUGGAUACAAAAGUGCUCAUCUCCGGAAGGCCACCGGAAAAUCCUUGUCCUUGAUACAGAAGGAACUGAUGGGAGGGAGAGAGGCCAAGAGGGUAUUGGAGCAUUUGAAAGAGAAACGACGUUUUUUGCCUUGGCUAUGUCUAAUGUGGUGAUAUUCAACGUGAAGCACGACAAUAUCAAUCUUAACAAUGGUGGGAGUCGGUCGCUCCUAGAAACCAUGUUUCAGGUGAUGGUGCGGAACUUUAGCACCCCAAGACGAGUGCAUAUAGUGAUUGUUAUUCGUGAUAGACCACCCAAGUCCCCCAUAGAGAAACUGAGAGAGCGGGCUAUAGGGAACCUUCACGAGAUCUGGAAUGGAAUAUUCACAUCCCUAGGUGCAAAUAGGCCAGUGCUGCAGGAUUAUCUAACUAUUGAAGUGGAGGCGUUAGUGGAUUAUGUAUAUGAGAGGGAACAGUUUGAAAGCGAGGUGGUCGGGUUGAGAGAUCGAAUUUUUAAGUUGGCUCAGCGAAACGGAUAUGCUCCAACAGAAUUUAUCGACCUCGCAAGAAAGACCUGGAACGCCACUAAGAAUGACAGGAUCCUCAACACUGAAUUCAAACGGAGAGUAACAGUUGAUGGUGUGCAUUGUCAUAAUGUCAAAGAGGAGAUUAUUCAAAGUUUUGGCCAAAACAAGGAGUGGCUUGAAAUAAAGGAAGAGGUCGAGUUUGAUGUAUUAAUAUUAUCGAAAAACUUUGGCAAACAAGUCAGUUCAAUUAUUGGCACCUACCUCACCCAGUACGAUGAUGCGACCGCACAGCUUCAUGAACAAACACGAAAUGAGCAAAGAGGGCAAUUGAUUGGACAAAUACUGAGGGAGAUUGAGCCUACAUUUCGCUCUCUUGUGCAUAAACAAAGGGCUGCAACUACCACAAAUUUUGUGCGAGAAAUAGCAGAUAAGCUGACCAGCCUAACAACUAAGCCGCUGGUUCCGGAUAAACAUUUCACAGAAUUCCAGAAUCUUGUCCAAGGUGCCCAUGUCGAACAUGCCAACUGGAAUCACCUUCAUGAACAAUUGGAGACUCUGCUAACGGAAUUAGACGAUUUUCGAAGAGAUGGUGACGCUAUUUACGAACUGCUGAAAAAGAAGGAGGGAAAUGAAAAUUCAAUAUUGAAGGGCAUUGGAAUGCUGAGCUUCAAAAUAUUAUUUGUCAUUCGUGGUGCCGGUUUUACGGUGGAUACGGGUGCAGUUGCAGCCGCUCCAGUGGUGCAAGGAAUUGUGGCAACCCUUGGUUCAGUUGAAGGAGUUUUCUUUGCUUUGGGAUCCUUCUAUACUCUCAUGAUAAGCUUGGUGAGCUACUUUCAUGGUGGAAAACGCUUUAUAGAAUGGCGCGAUCGAAAUAAUACGAGAGAGGAAUAUAGGAAAUUCCAAGAGCAGCGUACCACUAAUAAUAGAGAAGAACUUGGCAAAUCUAAAGAGCAAAAACAUGAUCCUACCAGCAAAGAAGAACAAAAGGAUUUACACAAGCGACAUCCCAGUAUCAUAGAGGAAGGUAGGGAAUCUAGUGAGCAUAGGGAAUCUCCAGAUGAUGAACAUCCAACAAUCAUAGAGAAACAUGGGGAACCACAAAAGCAGCAUUCAACUUUGAGAGAAGAACUUAGCAAAUCUCAAGAGCAACAUCUAAGCAUCAGUGGAGAAGAACAAACGGAACUUUACAAGCAAUCCCACGAGCAACAUGCAAGUAUCGAAGGGGAACGUCGGGAAAUCGACAAGCAAAAUCCCUCUAUCGUUGAGGAAUCUAAGAAACCCCAAGAUCAGCGUCCCCCAAUCACAGAGGAACACAAGGCAUCCCAAGAGCAGCAUUCGACUAGAAGAGAUGAACAUAAGAAUUUUCAAGAUCGAUAUCCAAAUAGAGAAGAAUAUUAUAGGGAAUCCCAAGAGCAUCCAAUCCGAAAAGAACGUAGGGAAUCCCACGAGCAAUAUCCCGCUAUUAGUAAGGAACGUAGAGAUUCUCAAAACCAACGUCCAACUACCGAAGAAAAACGUAGAGAAUCUCACAAUUUAAAAACAACACCGGAAGAGUAUGACAACCGGCUGUUUCAUCGAAGAAGGGAAUCCCUUGAACAGGAUAAGACUCCAAGGAGCGUUGCAGUGGGGUAUGAUAAUCGGCUCCCUUUGCAAUACACAGCAGGAGGGAGAUGGGAAGGUCAUGAUCCCUGUCAAAUCAGUGAGCAUGACCUGGCUAUAACGAGUAUGAGUGAAGAGAUUAGUAACAGUAGCAGGGGCAAAUCCCGCAUCACUUUCACAAAAGAUGAAAGUAAAGAAAAAUACAACAAGCAGAAAAGAGAAGACAAGAACGAUAGCCGUGAGUUGUCUUUAUCUCAGCCGAAGAGAGGAAUUUCAAAUUUCAAGGAUCAGUUAAUUAAAAAGAGCCUCUUCUUCGUGGGAGCCCUGGCUCUUGCUCAGGCAAAACAAUCAUACAAGGAUUUGAAAGAAGUGACUCACAAAGUUUACUUUGAUGUUGAGAUCGAUGGAAAACAUGCGGGGCGAGUCGUGAUGGGUCUCUUCGGGAAAGCAGUUCCUCAAACUGUAGAAAAUUUCAGAGCGUUGUGCACAGGGGAGAAAGGUAUUGGAAGGAGUGGGAAGCCUCUCCAUUAUAAAGGAAGCAAAUUCCAUAGGAUCAUCCCUAGCUUCAUCAUUCAAGGUGGUGACUUCACCCUUGGUGAUGGAAGAGGGGGCGAAUCGAUUUAUGGUGAGAAAUUUGCUGAUGAGAACUUCAAGCUCAAGCAUACUGGAAAAGGUCUUUUGUCCAUGGCCAACGUUGGUCCCGACACCAAUGGUUCACAGUUCUUCAUUACAACUGUUACAGCCAGCAGGUUGGAUGGCCGAAACGUCGUCUUCGGUAAAGUGCUCUCCGGGAUGGAUGUGGUACAUAAGAUUGAAGCACAAGGCAGGCAAAAUGGAGCACCCAAAAGCAAAGUUGUAAUUGCAGACAGCGGUGAACUCCCUCUGUCCUCUAAGAAACUAAAUGAUCGUGCUGGCUUAGGCUUUCGCACCCCAGCUUCAGACUUAAUUGCUUUAUGA